GCUGUGCGGUGCUUUAAACAUGAGCUCCACCAUCAUCUUCAUGCUUUUGGGCCUGGCUGCACAUAUCUGUGCUCUUCCAGUUCAAGUAAGACCAUGGCUGUUGCCAGGCAAUAAUUCUCUUGUGCUAAAUGAAGAAACCAAGAGGGUUAAAAGAGGCUUUUCAGGCGAGCGCUUGGCAGAAGAUGAUAUGACUGCGAUGGACAAAAUUAUGGAUACCAAUGAAUACCAGAUGACUCCCUUUGCAGACAGCCCCACUUUCAGAGAAGGCGAUAUUGCUGUCUCAAACAAAAGAAGCUCACUGAGGUGUUUUGCACGGAGCUGCUUGUGGCCAAAAUCUGUGGAUGGCCAUGUGUACGUGGCCUACAACCUUUCAACUGAGUACUCUGAUCUAGACAGAAUGGUGAUAGAAGCUGGAAUGGAGGACCUUGCUAAUGGUACCUGUAUCAGGUUUGUCCCGCGCAGCCAUGAGUCGAACUACCUGAACAUCCAGUCAAAAUCCGGCUGCUGGUCCUACCUGGGUGUUAAUGGAGGCCCUCAGGACCUGUCUCUUCAGUCUCCGGGCUGCAUGUGGUCUGGAAUCGCCUCUCACGAGCUGAUGCACUCUCUGGGCUUCGUCCACGAACAGUCCCGCAUCGACAGAGAUAAAUACAUCACUAUUCUGUGGGAGAACAUUUUGAAAGAUCAUGAGUUUAAUUUUGACAAGUACAAGGCUAACAACCUGAACACCCCGUACGACUAUGGCUCCCUCAUGCACUUUGGAAAGUACGCUUACUCUGAGGAUGGUUUGCCAACCAUCAUUCCAAAGAAGUACAUCAAUAUAGCCAUUGGCCAGAGAUUUGGUGCCAGCCCCAUCGACAAAAUGAAAAUUAAUAAACUCUACAAAUGCCACAUUUAAUGAGAAUCAACAACAAGUCUGGUGGACAUUGCGCCCAAAACACUUAAAGGAAGAAUUUCCAGGUGAAGAAUAAUGCCUUCUAAGCAGAACUGC
Molecule: messenger RNA, 988 nt
Organism: Polyodon spathula (Mississippi paddlefish)
Lineage: Eukaryota; Metazoa; Chordata; Actinopteri; Acipenseriformes; Polyodontidae
Product: high choriolytic enzyme 1-like
Exons: 9
Coding region: 20-895 (291 amino acids)
Biological process (GO): proteolysis
Molecular function (GO): zinc ion binding; metalloendopeptidase activity
Source: RefSeq, a predicted model, not a curated record